Dictyostelium discoideum AX4 is the source of this 570-nucleotide messenger RNA. RefSeq names its product Rho GTPase (gene racM). The record is from RefSeq and is a predicted model, not a curated record. Bases 1 to 570 code for a protein of 189 amino acids. The transcript is spliced from 3 exons. Gene Ontology annotation, molecular function: GTPase activity; G protein activity; GTP binding. Gene Ontology annotation, cellular component: plasma membrane. Lineage: Eukaryota; Evosea; Eumycetozoa; Dictyosteliales; Dictyosteliaceae.
AUGAAUAUUAAAACUAUUAAAAUAGUUACGAUUGGCGAUUAUGGUGUUGGUAAAACCACCCUAUUAAUGACAUACACAGCAUCAGGUUCAUUCCCUCAAGAAUAUGUACCUACAGCACUUGACAAUUUUAUUCACGAAGCAACAAUCAAUGGGAAAAAAGCAUCUUUAUCAAUUUGGGAUACUGCAGGUGGUGAAUACUAUCACGAACUAAGACCAUUAAUUUAUCCAGAAACAGAUAUAUUAUUAUUAUUAUUUGCAAUUGAAAACAGAGAAUCUUUUUUACACAUAAAAACAAAUUGGAUUACAGAAAUUAAUCAAUAUAUUCCAGGUAUUCCAAUAAUAUUAGUAGGAACAAAGAUUGAUUUAAGAGAUAGUGAUUUAAUAAAAGAUAAAUCAAAUUUUGUAAAAUAUAAAGAAGGUUUAGCUUUAAGCAAAGAGAUUGGCGCUUCUCACUUUUGUGAAUGUUCAUCACGUAUGAACCUGGGUUUAGAAGAAUUAUUUAAAAAGGUUAUAAAACUAACAAACAACAAUAAUAAUAAUAAUAAUAAUAAUAAAUGUAUAAUAUUGUAA